Molecule: messenger RNA, 1540 nt
Organism: Xylaria bambusicola
Lineage: Eukaryota; Fungi; Ascomycota; Sordariomycetes; Xylariales; Xylariaceae
Exons: 1
Coding region: 208-1335 (375 amino acids)
Source: RefSeq, a predicted model, not a curated record
AUUGUGAGUGUGCAUCUCUUUACAGACAAUUCCUAUAUAUAUCUCAAUGAUAGACACAACGAUCGAUAGCUUUGUCUUCUUGACUCUUUUCUUAUGAUCCUCUAGCAACCAAGUAUCUGUCACAAUUCAAUCCUCUUCUUCGUCAUCGUAAACUGAGUCUUGCUCACACUUUUUUUCAAGGCUUCGCUAUAUCCCAGACUCCUAACAAUGUGUAUCAAGGAGCCCGUCAAGCUGCACGCAAGAGCCAUGAAAAAAUGGAUCUCUCGCGUGCCAGAUCGUCUAAGCCGAGGCAUUCGGACUGUCAUGAAGCUUGGAAAAUCCAAGGAUUGCAGCCACCACCAGCAGCACUCUGAUUCCUUCGGUCCUUUGAAAACUACUGAAUCUGCUAAGACCCUUCAUCGUCGCCGGUCGAAAAAAUCUAAGAGCCAAGAUCAACAUGAAACAGCGAGCUUUGAAGACGACACGCCUGCUGAACGAGAUGAUCAUUCAACCUUGGAGGAUGAACCUCUUUUGUCCAAGAACCACCAGGUGGUAAUGGUACACACGUCAAACGAAGACAAACAUUCGAUCCACAUCGUUCAUUCAAACCCAGCUGGGACACGACCUCAAAGCGAUGACUGGUUCAUGAUAAACACCCUUCCAUUCCCAGAUGAAGACAACACGCCUGCUAAACAAGGUAAUCAUUCAGCCUUAGAGGAUGAACCUCUUUUGCCCCAGAACCACCAGGUGGUAAUGGUACACACGUCAAACGAAGACAAACAUUCGAUCCACAUCGUUCAUUCGAACCCAGCUGGGACACGACCUCAAAGUGAUGACUGGUUCAUGAUAAACACCCUCCCAUUCCCAUAUGAAGACGGGAUAUGCGCCGAGACUGAUUCUAUCAUCGAUGAUGUGAGGACAUCUUUUGAAAGCGACAUAUCUGAAGGCCCUUUCGGAGACCGCAAUAUUAGUAUUUGGGAGUGGGAGUGGGAUAAGCAGGAUGAACAACAGGAUGAACAACAGGAUGAACAACAGGAUGAACAACAGGAUGAACAACAGGAUGAACAACAGGAUGAACAACAGGAUGAACAACAGGAGGAACAACAGGAGGAACAACAGGAGGAACAACAGGAGGAACAACAGGAGGAACAACAGGAGGAACAACAGGAGGAACAACAGGAUGGACAGAACACACAACACGGACCUGACACCGAUCAGUAUAUCAAUUACUCGAGUUAUGAUGCGCAUUAUGACAUGGAGUUGAAAAUUGCCAUCAUCGAACAAGCCCGCCGCUUUCCUGCGCACCACCUUGUUGCUAGCAGAGACGCGCUAUUCUCUUCUCUUCACUCAAGAUGAGGCGGAAGGGUAAAAAGAAAGGGUGCUUAUGUUCGUGGGAUAUGCACAAGCUACGCGGCGAGACUAUCGAGAAGGGAAUUAGAAAGCGUGGGCCAUAGGUGCUGGUGAAGGAAUAACUUGAUGAUGGAGAUUUUUUUUUUUUUGAGCGCUGCCUUUCAUUCCGCGGCGAGCUGAACUCGGGCACUGGUAGAAGGUAUGAGGUAGG